Molecule: messenger RNA, 360 nt
Organism: Ostertagia ostertagi
Lineage: Eukaryota; Metazoa; Nematoda; Chromadorea; Rhabditida; Trichostrongylidae
Source: the annotation of a GenBank genome assembly
AUGUCAUAUUUGCCUGAACCUGAGGAUCACAUGGAGCUUAUUAAUUGCAUUCAAGGAGGUGCCGCUUUCAACGACUCCGUGGCUUCUUGCAUCAGUGAUGGAGCACUGAAAAACAGGGCUACCACAGAUCAAGUAGUUAGAUGUGCUCAAUCCGAUUCAGGCCGUAGCCUUAUGGCUCAUCAUGGCCGCAUCCAAAACAGUAGGGAACCGAGAGUAACGUGGGUCCCAUGGAUUCUGAUCGACAGUGUUCGGGAAAAAGAAGCUGAACGGUCACUUCAAAAGGUGCUUUGCAAGCGCUACUUCAGGCCUCCACCACCGGAAUGCGCCGUGUUUGGAUCGACAUCAUCUGAGCAAUUGUAA